AUGAUACUCUUUGAUCCAUUGACGAAGACGAAUAUCUUUCAUUCUGACCUUGUCACGAGACACUUGGCUGCGAACUUCUUCCUCGUCGGUCUUGCUACCACGCUCGUUGCGCUGCGGUUCGUUGUGAGACGAAUCUGCAGGACCAAGGUAUGGUGGGAUGAUUUCGCCGCGGUGGGCUCACUGAUCUUCACUUUCGGCCUGCUCGGAAUACAGAUCACAGAUGCAAAUUACGGAAUGGGUUACCACGUCAUUGAGAUACCCAUUGCGAACAGCAUCUUCCUAGUCAAGGUGCUCCUAGCCUUCCAAGCUGUGUACUUCGCCGCAAUCUCCACCAUCAAGCUAUCCUGCCUCUUAUUCUACCUACGCCUAUUCUCGCUACGCGAACACCGUAUAUGGGUCUGGAUAUGCAUGGGCAUAAUCCCUUUGUUCUGGUUGGGUGGUACGCUCCAAGUUUUCCUCUUGUGCACGCCUUUCAAGGCGAGCUGGGACCCCAUCCUGUCUCCAACGCACUGCGCAAACUCCAACGUGGCAUUCGUUACGAUGGGUAUUUUCAACAUGCUCUCAGAUCUGAUGAUUAUGUUGCUGCCUAUACCGUUCAUUCGAAAACUACAAAUGACUCGUGCUGCAAAGUUUGGAUUGAUAGCGAUCUUUGGUAUAGGUCUCUUUGUCACAGCCAUCACUCUCAUCCGUAUCGUCGUCCUCCUUCGUGUCUCGGCCAACGUCCUCAACCUCCCCUACGUAAUGACCGAUGCGGUGUUCUGGUCCGUCGCCGAGCCUGCUGUAGCUAUCAUCAAUUGCUGCAUCAUGACCCUGCGCCCGCUACUCAGACUGAUAUCGCCUGCCCGUCUCUGGACUUCUAAUAGAGUCAACCCGCUGGACGAAGCGAGCCAUCCUGCAACCAUUGGCACGGGAUCUAAGCUGAGAAACCAGAUUGAAGAUGAGAAUGACGAGUACCCAGUUACUCUGAUAGAGGAUGGGGUGGCAGACAUGAUGAUUGGGCGUGUGGACAGUGGGGCGCACCGGGGUAUGCAUGGCUAUGCCGGUAGUGAGAAGAGUGGCAACAACGUGCCAAGCAUGAACGAUGUAUCGAACUAUCUAGGUAGAGAUUGA
Alternaria novae-zelandiae is the source of this 1110-nucleotide messenger RNA. RefSeq lists its product as uncharacterized. The coding region runs from base 1 to 1110 and encodes 369 amino acids. Lineage: Eukaryota; Fungi; Ascomycota; Dothideomycetes; Pleosporales; Pleosporaceae. The record is from RefSeq and is a predicted model, not a curated record. The transcript has 4 exons.